ACUCUUGACUUUAGCUUUGACCACAUUUUUCCCUUGAUCUUUCCUUUCUUUAGCCAUAAACGUUUUCCUCCUGCAUUCCCUCCUUCCUUCUUGCGCUGUUGAUGUGGAAGUAUUACAUUCGAUACAGACAUCUACUUUUUUAAUGAUGACGUUGUGUUUUCAUCAGAGUUUUCUGAAAUAAGUUAGAUUAGAAUUCCCGCCUUAAACCACAGAGAUAUCAUGAUUAAAAUAUAAAUAAAGCACACCUCUUAGAAUAUACCACAGUGAUUUCAACUAGAGUAAAAGCUGGGAUAGGAAUGCAAAAUGUACGAUUUUAUUGCCUUGAUUGUUAUUUUCAAAAACAGAUUAUGAAAAUAAAACCUGAUAUAAUAUAUAUCUAUGAAAAACAUUGAUUACCUCUUGAAAAGGGAAAUAAAAUGUUAUAAAAACAAUCCGAUAUCUGAACAGUCAGUAUGUUUUGACGUUCUGUGAUCACAAUCCUCAUAUAAGCAGUGCCUGGACUCAUUGAGUAUAUUUUUAAAACUAAAACAUACCAAUUAUUCAUUUGUAAGUAAAAGCAAUGAAGAAUCAAAUGAUUCUUUAAUGUAUAGGUACACUUUAGAUGUAUAUUUUUUAAUUAUAUUAUAAUAUGCAAACAUAACAACAACGAAAAAUUUUUAGGAGCGUUCCCAACGUCGAAAUUAAUAUCCUUACAAUCUAUAAAGAUUUAUAUUAGUUUAGACAAGACUUUCAAAAAUAAAACCUUUAAGUUUGUUUUGGUCGAAUUUGUAAAUAAAAUAAUGUCGUCGUUAAAUUCUCAAUCUUCUCACAUAACCCUGUAUAUGUUCUAUAAAAUUAUACACUGGUAUCAUAUUGUACUAGCUACUGAUAUUAUCAUCACAAGAUUCAACAAAAAUUUAGGACCCUGGACUACUGGAGAAUGCAAAUACAAUGCAUCAAACAAACUAGGAAGCAAGCGAGACAUUGUAUAUCAUAGAUACAUUGAACAUUGUAGACAUUAAAGAAAAUCUUUAUAUUUGUGGCUUAGUACAAGAACAAAGUACAUGAAUGGAGUAGAGUAACGGAGUACAGGGAUGAAGUACGGGAAUGGAGUACAGGGAUGGUGUACAAGGAUGGAGUACAGUGAUGAAGUACAGGGAUGGAGUAAAGGGAUGGAGUACAGCGAUAGAGUACAGGGAUGGAGUACAAAGAUGGAGUACAGGGAUAGAGUACAGGGAUAGAGUACAGGGAUGGAGUACAGGGAUGGAGUACAGGGAUGGAGUACAGGGAUGAAAUACAGGGAUGGAGUACAGUGACUGUACACUGUACAGUACACUGUAUUUGAGUAUUGUGAUGGAUUUCAGGGAUAAAGUAAAGAAAUGGAGUAAAAGUAAAAGUUUUUUGUCUAGUUAAAGUACUUUGAAGGAGAUUAGGCAUUUAUAGUUACAGAACUGAAGUAUAAUUAAGGUGUAGUAAUAGUGUACAAGAAUGAAGUUCAGAAAUUGAGCACAAAAAAGCUAGAAAUUGGUUUAUAUGAUGAAAUAAAAAUUAGCACAGGGAUUGAGUAACCGUUUAGUGGCAGAGUUAAAAAAUACAAGAAUAGAGUUCAACCAUUAAGUAAAGGAAUGUAGUUAAGGAAGAGAAUACAGAGGAUCAAAAAUUGAGUACAAGGAUGAGGUUCAAGAAUGAAGAACAUGAAGGGGUCAGACGAAUGGAGUACAAGGUUGGAGUAAAGGAUGGAAUAAAUGGAUGGAUUAAAAGGAUGCACUAUAAGGGUGGAUUACAAGAAUGGAGUACAUUGAUGGAAUACAAGGAUGGAGUUCUAGAAUGGAGUACACGGUUUGAGUACACGAAUGGUGCACACAAAUGUCGAGUAUGGAUGGAGUUCAAUAAUAGUGUAGAAGGGUGGAUUACAUUGGUGUAGUAGAAGGAUGGAGUACAAGAAUGGAGACCAAUGAAGGAGUAAAAGGAUGAAGUACAGGGAAAGGAUGGAGUUCAUGAAUGGAGUAGAAGGGUGGGGUAGAAUGGUUGAGUAGAAGGAUGGAGUACACGAAUGGAGUAACAAGGAUGAAGUACAGUGGCCAGGGAUGGAGUACAAGGAUAGAGUUCUAGAAUGGAGUAGAAGGGUGGAGUACAUGGCUGGAUUAGAAGGAUGAAGUACAGAGCUAUCUAUAAAUUGAUGAAGGAUAUUCAAACAAAUAAGUGUGUUUGCAAAAUCAUUUAUGUAACGGAAGUUUAUAAUUAAAAUGCUAUAACGAGAAUCGUAGAAUUUAAAUUUUAUAAUCUAUAAGAGAAGUAUGGAGGAAACAUAUGAAAAUAUUAAACUAGAGUUGGUUCAUUUCUACGGUUGACAUUUUUCUGGAGUAAAGAGAGCAUAAGUAGAUGCCGGCACCUAGAGCUAGGCACAGUUCAAUCUUGAUCCUUAGAGAUGCAGGUCAUGUUAGUACUACUUGCAUUUUUGAUACCAUAUUCCAUUGCGGAUCAUUCAUCGCAUGUUCAAGUCACCAUAGGAGAUUCUACUUACUCACAUGGUAACAAGAAAGAACUCUUUCCACCUUCUCUUGGGACAGGAUAUCCCUACCUUUCUCCUUCAUCUCCCCCAUCUUCUUCAUCUCCCCCAUCUUCUUCAUCUCCUCCAUCUCCUAAUCAUCCUUUAUUCUCCUCUUCUCGUCCUUAUCCCUACAUCAUGUCUAAAUAUGAUUCAAUGCCAUAUCUAGGUAGUUUAUCCCAAAUGACCCCGAAAUCUCGUAACUCCCAUUUUAUGCAGUUAUCCCUUCCUUCGGCCAAUUCUUUCGAUAUGUCGAUGCCCCGUAAAAAUCCCAGCGCUCAAUAUAUGCCAAUGACUACACCCAUGCCUAUGUCCGAAAAAAUGUCUAUUUCCUCUCACAAGCCCAUGUCUGGUCCUAUGCCUAUGUCCGAUCACAUGUCUAUGCCCAACUCAAUUUCCAAUGCUAUGCCUUUGCCGAUAUUAGAUCCUAUGUCCAUGUCCGAUCAUAUUCCUAUGCCUGGCCCAAUGAAAAUUCCUACCCUCAUGACAAAUUCAAACCCCAUGGUCCAUUCCAACCCUAUGACCAUUCCCGACCCUAUGACCAUUCUCAACCCUAUGGUCAAUUCCGACCAAAUGUCCUACCCCACUCCUAAGCCCACCUCCUUGCACCAUCCUAUCCAAAUGCCUACCAGUGUGCUUACCGAACCAUAUUUACCUCAAAUCCAUGGUAUUAAUCCAUCCAGACCGGAUCCUUUGUACAACAAUGCCGCCAGGUCCAACUGUACAGUAACAGAGCAGAUAUUCAACACAGAAAUCUGUCUUCCGACAUUCAGUACAUUCUGUACACAGGAAGAAUUGAUGAUUCCGAAUAUUAUAGAGACAGAAAUAUGCAAGGAUAUGAUUAGAACUGUGUGUUCUGAAACACAAGAAGAUUUUCCAACUUCAUUUUGUAAAUACACCUACACCACUCACCAGAUGGAAGUUAAGCUUGUCAACAUCAAAAUAAGUUUGGAGAAAAUGUGCGAAACUGGACCUUUGGAGGUUUGCAAUCCAACCAACAACAGUUAUCAGGCCGGAAGAUAUGCCAAAGAAAAUUGUGAGAUAAAAAACAACGAAGUUUGCUUUAACUCACCGGUGCUUCAACCUUCAGAGGAGAUGGUUACUGUAUCCUAUCCCUACCUUGAGAUGGUUUGUGAGAAUAUAAAUAUCUCCGUCCCGACAAUCUCCUGUACAGAUAUUGUAAAGAAUACUUGCUUCUCCGUACCUAAGGUUGGGGAUGGGUUGAUGAAGGUGGAGAAAUGUGAGAUCAAAUUUUCGGAACCAGAUUGCAAAAAGGUUGAGCUGACCCUUCCUACACCCAGCUGUCAGCAGGCUGAGUACCGUAUCUCACAGGAUAUGUACAAUCCCUAACUUCUGAACAGUUCACUUAUCAAACAUGAUUUUACUUAGUGUAUCUACUCAAUUGCUUUAUUUUGCCAAUUUAUUUAUUUUUGUAUAUCUUAUAUAUAUAAAUAUUUAUAUUUUUGUUAUGUUUAUAAUGAAUUUGCUUUAUUUUAUACUAGUAUAAGCCAGUUAAAUAAAUCUGAAAAAUAAUAAAAAAAAAUUUUUU
Messenger RNA from Eurytemora carolleeae, 4076 nucleotides. RefSeq lists its product as uncharacterized. The transcript has 12 exons. Lineage: Eukaryota; Metazoa; Arthropoda; Copepoda; Calanoida; Temoridae. The record is from RefSeq and is a predicted model, not a curated record. Bases 2408 to 3877 code for a protein of 489 amino acids.